Cetraspora pellucida is the source of this 1044-nucleotide messenger RNA. NCBI's taxonomy places the organism in Eukaryota, Fungi, Glomeromycota, Glomeromycetes, Diversisporales, Gigasporaceae. The record is from the annotation of a GenBank genome assembly.
AUGGAACUUGCAAAAGAUAUUAAGCCUGAAAAACAUGUUUCAGCUCCACCCUUAAGUAUUCAUCAAGUUGCUUUGAAAUAUGGAGUUGCUAAACAAACACUAUAUGAUGCUAUAGCUAAAGAUGCACCAAAAUGCCCAGAUUCUUUUAUAUUACUUAUAGCUGAAGAAGAAAAUGAGUUAGUAGAGUAUUGUUUAAAUAUGCAAAGUCUAGAGUUUGGACUAACUAAAGAGGCCAUUAAUACAAUGGUUGUUCAAAUGCUUACUACAAAAAAUAAAAAAAAUUUAACUAAAAAUAGGCCUACCACUAAAGCCAAUUUGAUUGUUAUUCAAAAUCAUUUUGCAACACUUGAAAAACUUAUUUAUGAAAACUGUCUUACACCUGACAGAAUUUGGAACAUGGAUAAAAAGCAUAUAUCUGUUUGCUUUACUAUUUCAGCAGCUAGAAUGUAUAUUCUCCCAUUACUUAUUUACAAAGGUGUUAGAGGAAUUGAAGGUUUAUUAACAGACAUAUCAGUUCUACCAGGUACCGUCAUUGCAUUUACUGAAACCAGAUAUAUGCAUGAAGAUAUUUUUAGAAUAUAUACAGAGCACUUUAGUAAUUCGAUUCUCUCUACUUAUCCUGUCUUGCUUAUGCUUGAUAGAGCUACUAGCCAUAUAGAUUUAACUAGUAUUAAAUAUUGUCAAGAAAACAAUAUUCUUCUUUAUGUAUUAUUAUUAAAUACUACUCAUAUAUUUCAACCAUCUGAGAUUCCUUUUAAAAAACUUAAAUCUGAAUAUGACAAAGCAUCAGAUCGUUAUCAUAUUAAUAAUAAUCUUGGAGUAGUUACAAAAUAUUUAUUCACCCAAGUUUUUAGUGAAGCAUUUCAUAAAAUGUAUACACCAAACAUGAUUAGACAUACAUUCGCUACAACUGGCAUUUGGCCCCUGAAUCCUGAUGUAAUUAACCCUGAAUGUUUAAUGCCUUCAUUAGCAAUGUUUCAAUCAGUUAGUUCUUCUCCAAAACCAACUCAUGAAUGUAAUACAAGAAUUAAUAGAUUUACAUAG